UUUUGUCGCGUUGGGACUUACUGGGACUGCAGGGCAUCUCAAGUUCGGAAUCGCCCAGCUUUUUAUUAACCUGUAGAGCCGAUCUGAAUGCACUUUGGACUUUCUCUUCGCUCGCGUUUGCUUUAAACGGUGUUGUUUAGAUUUUCUAUUCAUAGCGAACAACGGUUGAACUUUGGAGCUCAAAAUGAUCAACAAUACAGGCAAACUUGCAGGACGCACACUAUUCAUUACCGGUGCCUCGCGAGGAAUUGGAAAAGCUAUUGCGUUAAAGGCUGCACGCGAUGGAGCCAACAUUGUGAUUGCGGCUAAGACAGCAGAACCACAUCCGAAGCUGCCGGGCACCAUUUACACAGCCGCAGAAGAGAUCGAGAAAGCGGGUGGUCGUGCUCAUCCCUGCUUAGUUGAUGUACGCGAUGAGAAACAGGUGCGUAAUGCUGUGCAGGAGGCAGUGGCCAAGUUCGGCGGCAUCGACAUACUAGUUAACAACGCCAGUGCCAUCUCGUUGACCAACACCCCCGACACUGAUUUGAAGCGCUACGACCUCAUGCAUAAUAUUAAUACUCGCGGUACAUUCCUAGUCUCGAAAGAAUGCCUGCCUUACUUAGAGAAGAGCAACCAUGCGCACAUACUCAACAUAUCGCCACCGCUAAAUAUGCAGGCCAAGUGGUUUUCCCCCCACGUAGCUUAUACGAUGGCCAAAUACGGCAUGUCCAUGUGCGUCCUUGGCAUGGCCGAAGAGUUCCGUGAUCGCGGAGUGGCCGUCAAUGCACUCUGGCCUCGCACGGCUAUACAUACUGCUGCGAUUGAAAUGUUAACCGGUCCGGAUAGUGCCACCUGGUCGCGUAAACCAGAGAUUAUGUCCGAUGCUGCCUAUGUUGUGUUGUGCAGGGAACCCAAACAGUUCACAGGACAAUAUUUUAUUGAUGAUGAGGUGCUGGAGUCGGCGGGAAUCAACGAUCUCACCGAUUAUGCUUGUGUGCGUGAGAAUGCUAAUAACUUGAUGGUAGACUUCUUCGUAGAGGCUAAAGGUGCUCCGGCUGAAGUGGGCACACUAUCAAGCUCUACCGGCGGCAGUGCUGGAGAACCAGGCAAAAUACCGCAACUAUUUCGUAAAAUCGAGUCUCUGUUGUCAGCGGAGAUUGUAACGAAGACGCAAGCUGUAUAUCAGUUUAACAUCAGUGGUGCGGAGCAGGGCACAUGGUUUUUAGAUUUGAAAAAUGGCACCGGCGCCUGUGGAACGGGACAGCCACCGUCAGCACCGGAUGCUACACUCAGCAUGAACUCUCAAAAUUUUUUUGAUAUGUUUUCUGGAAAACUUAAAGCAGCUCCAGCUUACAUGUCAGGCAAGCUGAAGAUAAGUGGAGACUUUCAAAAGGCUUUAAAAUUGGAAAAGUUGAUGAAGGCACUGAAAUCCAAACUGUAGAUCAAUAUACAUACGUAGAUGAUAUAUAUGCAUUUUGCAAGACUUUAAAUUAAUAAAACGUAGUUAUAUCGGACGUUUUAAAUAUUAAGAAAAUACGUGUUUUUAAAGUGUAAUUGAAUUUGUAAUUAAUAGGUAGUAUUGAAUGGAUUGAACCAUCCAAAGCUGAACAGUGCAUCAUUUAGCAGGUUGGUCGGUUUUUGUGUAAACCGAUGUUGAUCAGGGUGCUGCAGCAUUUUGUGGAUUAGUUUCAAAAAGUCUUAAAAUUGUUUGCUAAAAGUUGUUCCCCUAAGUUUUUAAAAAAAUAAUUCGCGACCUGCAAAUCUAAAAACAAAAAUAAAUUUAAGUAUUUUCGCCAAGUAAA
Molecule: messenger RNA, 1784 nt
Organism: Scaptodrosophila lebanonensis
Lineage: Eukaryota; Metazoa; Arthropoda; Insecta; Diptera; Drosophilidae
Gene: Hsdl2
Product: hydroxysteroid dehydrogenase-like protein 2
Exons: 1
Coding region: 185-1423 (412 amino acids)
Cellular component (GO): mitochondrion
Source: RefSeq, a predicted model, not a curated record